ACCGCAAUAUGAUACAUUAUCAACACACAUGAUAGUAGUUAGCUACAUGCUAAGGCUAACUUUUUUCUGUGUUAAUGAUAAAAUAACGUUAUGUACUUUCUCGAUUACAACCUCCGUUUAUAAAGAUUACAUAGAGCUGCACGUACACGUUGGAUUCGCCGCGUUUGGGUGUUAAUGUAGGUUCACAAAGCCAUCAGCAUUAACAGUAAAGCAACGUCCGCCAUUGUUGUUGUGUUUGUGUUUGCUGCUGCUGUGCUAAAGUUGCUGGGACACGUGACACUUAUACAGUGACGUCAGACUCGGCUCUGUGAUGGCUCUCUAGCCGGUGGAAAGGCAAACCGGUUCUUAGAAGGUUCGCCAGUGGAACCAACUUUGAACCAGCACCAGUGCUGGCUCUGAACCAGCACCCGGUUCUUUUUUGUGGAAAGGAGGCCUAAAUGACCUGUACCAGACGCUACAGUGCAAAGGGACGAUAGUCAUUGAGGCAGGACACUGUAGACUUCUUUGGGUCAGGAACUAUGGUGGUAGUUUUGAGGCACGUAGGAACAAUGGCGCUGCUCAGGGAAAUGUUGAAGAUGUCCGUAAAGACAUCUGCUAGCUGUUCUGCACAUUCUCUGAGCACCCUGCCAGGAAUGUUGUCUGGUCCUGCAGCCUUCCGUGGGUUAACUCUGUAUAGAGAUCUCCUCACAUCGGCCGUGAAUAGACAGAGUACCUGGUCGUCGGGGGGAGGGAUGGUCUUCCUUGGCGUUACGUUGUUCUGUACCUCGAAUCGAGCGUAGAAAUCGUUCAGCGCGUCUGGGAGGGAGGCGUCAGGGCAGGCAGCAAACAAUCAGAGAAUCAAGGCAAAGAAACUGAGUCAAAAAACCGGAAUCGAAACAGACAGGAAACGCUCAGAAUGACUGCCAAAGCAAGUCAAAACUUCGCACUGAGGUCAAGUUCAAGUUCGUAUUUAUACCUGCCGGCUGAAAGGAAACAGCUGGCACAGCAAUCAGACUUCGCGAUGGGUGUUGGGAGGUGUAGUCGGGAAACGGUUAAUAUUCCGGGGACGCUUCUCUCUGUUGUCGGUCGGGAAGCGAGGCAGGUGCGCUGAUCGUUACACUAACAUUUUGGUUUGAUUAAUAUGCACCUAUCACGCUCUAGAGCUGGGAUUUUAGCUGGAAUGCUUUUUCACACCCUAAAACAGUAUUGGCAAUGAUUUUGAAAUUCUAUAUCGCAGAAUCUAUGCAUAAUAGGGUAAAACUAAUCUCCAUCCAAAGUUAAUAUUGAGUUUUCUUAAACGAAUAUUGAAUUUGGUGAGAAUCGGAUUUGGGGAAAAUUUUCGUCCAAAAACACGCUUAGCAUUUUGAGUAUUUUUUUGACCAAAAAAUGUACAUUGUCUGAUCUUCUUCAAACUUGCACUAUGUGUAAAGGGGGGUUAAAACUAACAUUUUGGUCAGAUUUAUAUGCACCUAACAUGCUCGAGAGCUGAGAUAUUAGCUGGAAUGCAUUUUUAUACCCUUAUGCACUAUCGGCAAUGAUUUUGAAAUGCUAUAUCACAAAAUCUUUGCAUAAUAGGAUGACACUUAUCCCAAGUUAAUAUUCAGUUUUCUUACACAUGUACUGAAUUUAGAGGAAAUCAGAUUUGGGGAAAGAUUUCGGGCAAAAACACCUAGAACCACUGGCUUAGCAUUUUGACUAUUUUUUUGAAACCUGAUACAUAAAACCCUUCUUUCUGUCUUCUACCACAACAUCCCUCUGAUAGCAUUUCUUCUAUAUUCAGAGCUGAUAUAGAACUUAGCAUGAAACAUAGAAGACCGUAGAAAUUUAGUGCUCUCCCUAACUCCCUGAACCACCACUAACCCCCAUCUCAGCCUCUUCUAAACCCCCUCUAACCAUCAUCCACACCAGUAAUGUACAGUUUGUUAAGGCAUUUAUGCCAUAGCUCUUUAACAAUAAUAACAUUACUCUGUGAUUAAUUAUUCUGGAAAUAAUAAAUACUAACAAUAAAAUUAACCUUCAUUAAAUUACAGCUGGAACUGCCCAUGCUACUAAAAUAAUACUAAUAAAAUAGUCCUGAAAUAUUUAAAAAUAAAGCACAAUUUAUUCCAAUUACAUUUGAGCAUUCAUUAUCAUAUCUCAUAUCUGCACUACAGUAAGUUUACAGUUUAUAAAUAGCUUUUUAAAUAAUCAAUAAAUUUUAUUUUUUUUGUUCAACACUCAUGUCUCUGGUGUCUCUUUCUUGUAAAACAUCAUAAGCAUUUCUCAUUGCUUUCUCCUAUAUUUACACUGUAGAAAUUUUCUAUCAGCUGAAACCUCAGUGUUCAGAAGUAAUUACACUGUUUUCCUCUAACAAGCAAAUAUUUUUGCCAGCUGUCUGAACCUGUUAAAUCUGUAUAAUUAACAAUCUGGUGUUGUAGUGACACAUAAACUGAUAACAAGUGAAUCUCAAGAUGCAAUUUUGCUAUUACAUGUUAUGUUAAUUCUCACAAGUGAUUACAGCAUGUUGGUCAACUAAUUAAUUUACAGAAGAGACCUUGGAGCUAACGCACCAUGAGGAAGAAAUUUAUACGGUCUUCUGUGUUUCAUUCCUGAAGUUCUAAAAAUGCUAAGUUCAAAAGUGUUGCGGUGGUGAAGCUCGCAAGGAUUACCGAGUAUAAUAUUUCUACAGUGCUAUUUUGCUUGUUCUCUGCCUCCAAUUGUGGAUUUUCAUCCCUACACCGACUCUACACUGGCAGCGAUGAUGAACUUCGGAGGAGACGCGAUGCAGCACCAGAAUGUGGAUCCCGAGCCCGAAUGGAGUGGACUGUACAACCCCUGGAACAGUGACUUACUGACUUUUCUCUUUUUUUCACUUAAGUAUCAAGUGUUUACAGGGCUUUUAUCUAUAUCACUAAACCAGCGAAAACGCAAUGAGGAAUCUGGUUUUAUGUGGUUUAGAGAAACGCGACCUGUUCGGCUAAUCGUUAUUAGGCUAAUCGAUUUACAUACACGAUCAUUAUGCUAAAGUUAGCGGACAUAAAGUUACAACGCUACAGUCAAUAAUGACAGUGUCAAGGCCAACAGACUCGAUUGCAAGUGUCACUAAAUAUAAUAGUUUUAACUUGUUCUUAAAGUCUACUUGGAGUUUAUUAAAGUCAAGCCAAUUAGGAAUGUUAGCAAGAUUAGUUAGACGGCUAGUUAGCACAGCUAAUUAUUUUGUGUUGUCAGUUUUGCGUUACAGAAAUGGAUUCAUAAACAGUAUAACGAUAGUCUAAAACGUUAAACCAUUUGGCAAAACGUUUUAAGUCCACUGUAUAAUAUCUAAGCCUAUGGUUUUUAAAAACACAAGCUGGUGGUAAAAAUGAAGCCAAUAUUUAUUCUCAUACAGAAUUGUCUUUGUACAUAUUUAUGUAUAUCUCACAAGAAGAAAUAAAAAAGGAUGAAAUUCCUUAAUUGUUUAUGUUAUGAAGAUAUUCCUGAGAUCGAUUUUUCAGUUUCAUUUGCUGUUAAAGCUGAGUUUGAAAGGUGCUGUUUGGAAAGGCAGCUAACUGAGCAAAGCUCAAUCAGUACAUUUAAAUAGAGCUAGUGUGGCAAUGUACAGUGCAGAUUAUCCAAAAGUAUAAAGUUGCUGUUUAAAUUCUGGACAGCAAGGUUUUGUAUAUCACUAUAUUGUAUAAUAAAUUAUUUUCGUGUAAAGCCGGUUUAUAGUGAGAUUUUCCUGCUAUACAAAACAGACACUGUGCUAUUAGACAGGUUUCUGCUUCCUUUUAUCAGAUGGUACUAGAUUUGUCGCAUUGAUUGUUCAUCUCUUUUGACACAGGGAGAUGGAGAGAGACGGCUGAAACUUUUUCUGGGGAUGAGCUCUACUACAGCAGAGAGCUCAGCGAACAGGCCGACCAAAGGAAGCACGUGAUGGUGGUGAGCAUGAGGUGUUGAACCCAUCCCCUAUCCCCUUUGACUGAUAUAAAGAGCUGAGCCUGUAAACCGGCGGCGCUAAGACCCUGUGAAUUCACCUCACGCGUGCACGGAUGUCGGUGCUCUCGUGUGCUCCUCUAGUGCAAGCUCUUAGUCCACACAGCUACAAUCGCAGUUGUCAGCACUUGAGUAUCAGAGUGCAAAACCAGACAUGGCUGCGAACCGGGUGGGAAGACGGUAUAACAGCAAAGUGCACUCGCCGAGCAGAGGCUCCGGCAGGGAAUCAGGUCUGAAUGUGCAGAAGAGACAAGCACGAGUUACUGUGAAAUAUAACAGAAAGGAGCUGCAGAGGCGUCUGGAUGUAGAGAAGUGGAUAGACUCGGGGUUAGACGAGCUCUAUUUGGGACGGGAAGAGCACAUGCCAGAGGAGGUGAAUAUUGAUGAGCUUUUGGACCUGCAGAGUGAUGAUGAGAGGACCAAAAGGCUCCAGGAUAUUCUCCAUGCCUGUAAAUCUAACACAGAAGUAUUUAUUAAGGAGCUGGUCCUGAAGCUUCAUGGGUUGCAGAAACAGGAAGACCUCCAUAAUGAUGGCAUUGAGCAUCCACAUCUCCACAUCUUCCCUAAUCGCCAAAACUCAGCCAAUUCCGAAAUACUUUAAGAUGCUCUGUCAGCACCUGCAGCUUGUAUGGACAGACCUUUUCGUUUAAUCUUACCACUGACCUGACACUGUUUUUUGUAUUUUUUUGUGUGUUCUGUAAUUUUAACACAGACUGCAACUAAAAUGCAUGCAGAGCAUCCAGAUGGAGCUAAUUCAGCACUCAACCCUGUAAAACCACAUACAAAACACACACACAAACAUUUAUUUAUUGACUUUUAACAUGACCAUUAAUGCUUGGUUGUUUAAAAGUUUUACAAGUAUGAAAGAAUGAGCUUUUUUAUUCCUACUGUAUGAGCAGUUCACAGCUUUUUUUAGUAAUUGGUGAAGGGUUAUGUAACUAGUAAACACUUUCUUCAUGUGGUCCCGGUAUGAAUUGUGAGACUUUUCCACUUGUUGUGGUAACCUUUGCAUUAUAUCCUCUGAGAACCUGGAAUUAUUUUUGAUGCAUAAAUGAUUAAGAAAUAUAUACAAUAUGUUCAUUACAUACAAAUAGAUAUACAGCAUGUAUCACAAAAAUAUGAAAUAAUCCAAAUUUUACAGCUCCCAUGUAAAAAUGAGAGAAAUGUUACACAGACCCUUAAUAUUCCAAGCUUGUCAUAAAUAGUUCACUGAUGUUUGAAGCUCUACAACCCAGAAGCAAAUCAUGUGUUGAUGUUAACUCUGUUGUCACUGGACUAAACUGGAAAGAAAACUAUUGAAAAUGUGCUGGUUCGAACAUGGUGAUUUUACUGUGCAGGACCAAAGAAUUUGUUUAAUGUGUCUCAUUUUAAUGUGUAUUUAAUGUCUUUAUGAUUUUUUUGUUUGUCCUGAUAAUUAUUAUUAUUAUUAUUAUUAUUAUUAUUAUUAUUAUUAUUAUUAUUAUUGUUGUUGUUACUGUUUUGUUCCUCUGUAGAAGCUUAAUUGCAUGUACACUGGGCACAAGGCAUUUGCGUGAUUGAGUAUGAGGCAUUUAGUAGCCACGCCACCUUCCAACAUUGUUUUUUAAAGAUGAAGGAAACCAGAGAACCCAGAGGAAAGCUAUGUGAAGGAGCAAAGAAGUGAGCCUCCAUAAUAAAUAAGAGCUGUGACUUGGCAGUGCUACCUACUGA
Molecule: messenger RNA, 5619 nt
Organism: Tachysurus vachellii
Lineage: Eukaryota; Metazoa; Chordata; Actinopteri; Siluriformes; Bagridae
Gene: ppp1r14ab
Product: protein phosphatase 1, regulatory (inhibitor) subunit 14Ab
Exons: 4
Coding region: 4085-4531 (148 amino acids)
Biological process (GO): regulation of phosphorylation
Cellular component (GO): cytoplasm
Molecular function (GO): protein serine/threonine phosphatase inhibitor activity
Source: RefSeq, a predicted model, not a curated record